This is a messenger RNA of Gordionus sp. m RMFG-2023, 1432 nucleotides long. Its product is annotated as large ribosomal subunit protein uL3-like. Gene Ontology annotation, cellular component: cytosolic large ribosomal subunit; ribosome. Lineage: Eukaryota; Metazoa; Nematomorpha; Gordioida; Chordodea; Parachordodidae. Gene Ontology annotation, biological process: translation. The coding region runs from base 139 to 1350 and encodes 403 amino acids. The transcript has 10 exons. Gene Ontology annotation, molecular function: RNA binding; structural constituent of ribosome. The record is from RefSeq and is a predicted model, not a curated record.
UUUUGAUCUAAGCUAUUUUAUUAUAUUUUAUUAUUCUAGAAACUUAAGAUUUAAACACUUUAAAUUUAAUAAAUUGCUAUCUAUAAACCCGAUUUAACAUAGAUAGAUAUUUAACUUCCGUCACAUUUAUUUUUUGAUAUGUCCCAUAGAAAAUUCUCAGCGCCAAGACAUGGUCAUAUGGGUUUUGUACCCAAGAAAAGAAGUAUACGACAUCGUGGUAAAGUAAAGGCAUUUCCAAAAGAUGAUCCAUCUAAGCCAAUACAUUUAACAUCAUUUAUUGGGUUCAAAGCUGGUAUGUCUCAUAUUGUCAGAGAAGUGGAUAAACCUGGAUCAAAGGUGAAUAAAAAGGAAGUCGUCGAGGCAGUUACCAUAAUUGAAGCUCCUCCUAUGGCUAUAUUUGGUAUUGUAGGCUACAUUAAUACACCCAAAGGUUUACGUAAGUUCAAGUCGAUAUUUGCAGAGCAUUUGAGUGAAGAUUGUAAACGCAGAUUUUACAAAAACUGGUUUAAAUGUAAAAAGAAAGCCUUUUCGAAAUAUUCUUUAAAAUGGCAAGAUGAAAUUGGAAAGAAAGAAAUAGAUCAGGAUUUGGAUAAAAUGAAAAAAUAUUGUUCUACUAUACGUAUAUUAGCACACACACAAAUGAAAUUAUUGCAUAAAGGUCAGAAAAAAGCCCAUAUAUUAGAAAUUCAAGUUAAUGGAGGAACUGUUCCUGAAAAGGUAGAAUGGGCAAAGGAGCAUUUAGAAAAACAAAUUCCUGUGCAAUCAAUAUUCUCUCAAGAUGAAAUGAUUGAUGUUAUUGGUGUGACGAGAGGAAGAGGAUUUAAAGGUGUAACAUCAAGAUGGCACACAAAAAAAUUGCCUAGAAAAACUCAUAAAGGUUUAAGGAAAGUAGCUUGUAUAGGGUCAUGGCAUCCAAGUAGAGUUCAAUUUACUGUUGCUAGAGCUGGACAAAAGGGGUAUCAUCAUAGAACAGAAAUAAACAAAAAAAUAUUUAGGAUUGGGCAAGGCAUUCACAAAAAAGAUGGCAAAAUUAUUAAAAAUAAUGCAUCAACUGAGUAUGAUAUAACAGAAAAGUCCAUUACACCUAUGGGUGGUUUUCCUCACUACGGUGAAGUCAAUAAUGACUAUAUAAUGCUAAAAGGAUGUGUUAUGGGUGCCAAAAAAAGAGUUAUUACUCUAAGAAAAUCAUUAUUAACACAAACUAAACGUGCAGCCCUUGAGAAAAUUACCCUUAAGUUUAUUGAUACAUCUUCUAAAUUUGGCCAUGGAAGAUUCCAAACCCAUCAAGAUAAAGCCUUAUUUAUGGGGCCAUUGAAAAAAGAUGUACUGAAAGAAGAAAAGAUUAAUUAAUGAAUUUUUGAUUAUGUUAUGUAAUUAAUAAUCAUUAAAAAUUUAAUAAAAUAAUUGUUUCUUGGAAAUUUAAUUUAUGCUA